This is a messenger RNA of Gossypium arboreum, 1459 nucleotides long. RefSeq names its product EID1-like F-box protein 2. The coding region runs from base 291 to 1037 and encodes 248 amino acids. The transcript is spliced from 4 exons. Lineage: Eukaryota; Viridiplantae; Streptophyta; Magnoliopsida; Malvales; Malvaceae. Gene Ontology annotation, molecular function: protein binding. The record is from RefSeq and is a predicted model, not a curated record.
UGUAUUUUUCUUUCUUGUGUAUGAAAACCCAAAGCUUCUUUCUUUCCUUCUUCAGUCUUCUCUCAUCACCGUUUCUCUGCAAUUUGAUUUCUUUUGGAGAAAUUUUUCAGUGACAAAAAAAGAAGAAGAUUUUUUUUAGUUUACCGAAGUACUCUUCUACUGACGUUGAAACCCAGAUUUAAUUCCUCGUUGUAUUUCUCUCUAUUUUUAAAGGUCUAAAGACUAUGUAAAGAAAGAUUCUUUCAAGGUGAAGGAAAUAGGAUCAUUGUUUCUUUCGCUGGCUGGGGACAAUGAUCCUAACAAAGCAGUAUCGUUGUAUACACUCGUCUAGUUGUCAAUGCACAAAGGGUCAUCUAAGUGAAGAUGUGAUUUUCUUAGUGUUUCAACAACUCAACUGGAAUCCGAAGUUGAUUGCGACUCUUUCAUGCGUAUGCAAAUGGUUUGAUGAUCUUGCCAAGAGAGUACUAUGGAAAGAAUUCUGCAAAACAAGGGCCCCAAAGAUGAUGCUUGAUCUGCAGUCUAGUGGAAGUCACAGUGUUGAUGGGAACUGGAGAGCCCUUGGAAAACUACUUAUCUAUUGUUCAGGUUGUAGCGGUGGUCGCUUGUUCAAUAGUGUUCAGAUCCCUGGUCAUUUUGUUUACAGGACCAGGUUCUCUAGGACCUCAGGGAAGAGCUUCCUUUUACCGCAAUGCCGGACUGAUAUUUUAUAUGUGUCUGACCCUUGUGAACAUCUGGACCAAGGGGAUGAGGGUGAUGUGGGAUUUUUCCGAGGAGUUUUCAAGUCAUUCUUGGUGUCCAAGGUUCGGAAGAUGUUGAUUGACAGGGCAGCCAAGCUUCAUCCAACAGCAGUGUGCCCUUAUUGUAAGGCAAAGUUGUGGGACAUGCUGCAAGCUAAGAUGAUACCACAAAGUGCAAGCUGUAGGUUGGGUGCUUAUGAGGAUUGUAUAGAGUAUUACGUGUGCCUAAAUGGUCAUAUGCUUGGCAUCUGCACCCUUUUGCCAUUGUCUGAUUCUGAAGAGGGAUCUGAAUCAGAGUGAUAAUUUGAAUGCAAACCAGUUUGUUUGUCAUCUCAUGUGUGGAUUGAUCUCCUGGUGGAUCAGAUAUAGAUGGUGUGGAGACAAGAUGGACAGUACUAACCUUGGUUCUCUGAACCUGAAAUCAACCAUCAUAACUCGGCCUCCUCUCUCUGGUGUUUGGUUGCUUUGUCUAAAGCCCUCACCAAGUGUUUUCUAGAAGGGUUAGAAGCUAUUGCUAACCAUUUGCUUUUUUCAAUUAUACAUUGUUCUAAUGAUGGUCAGUGUGAAACGUGUAAUAUUCCGUACUUUGUACAUUUAUGUAUGGCUCAUAUAGGUUUGAAUAGAUGAUUGGCUUCUCCAAUAGUUCAUGAAGUUGUUGUUUAGAUCAUUCAUUCACUCUGUUUACUUGCUUUUCUUUAAGAAAAAUCAUCCUGGUUUUGAAA